AUGAAAUCCCUUACUGACUGUUUAUAUUUUAUGAAUGGCCAUUGUAAAUUUGGAGAACAAUGCCACUUUCGUCAUUCUCUGAAAGCGAAAAAACAAUUAACUCAAUGCGUUAAAUGGCCUGAUCUAUGCCGUAAAAUCCAAUGCUCAUUUAGACAUCCUGUCAUUAUGGCACAACCAAAAGUAACAACAUCAAAUUCAUUGAAACCAUUAACGUCGAAAGAUAACUUAGUUAGUUUCUUUUGGAAUAUUGAAAAUGUUCCUAUACCUAAAGAACAAAAACCUUUUGAUAUUAUUCAACGUAUUCGAAAAAAACUUGUUGCUGAACCUGGUUUACAAGAAGCUACUUUCUCUUGUUUUUGUAAUAUAUAUACGAUAUCAAACGACAAUCAACAAAGUUUACAUAAUGCAACUGUUCGUAUUAUUCAUGUACCUGAUCGAAAACCAGGUGCAAUUGAUCGACAAAUCAUGCUAGAAUUAGAUCGUUUUGAACGUGUUCAUCGUCCACCUGCUACUAUUGUCUUAAUUUCUGGUGAUAUUGAUUUUGUUGGAAAAUUAAGUGAUCUUCGUCAUCAAGCAGGAUUUCAAGUCAUGGUUAUACAUAAUAAACCAGCUACAGAAGAAUUAAAAGCAACUGUAAAUGCUUAUUAUUCAUGGGAACUUUUCACCAAUAAACAAACAACAAUGCCAAUUACUCGCGAUUCUCAUUGUAAUAGAAACCAACGUGAAUAUGAAUCAGCAAAUUGUACAAAUGGUAAGAAAAUGAAACGCAAAAACGUGUCUCAAGGUUGUCCUAUAUGUGAAGCUGAAUUUAACACAAUUGCACAGCUUCGACAACAUCAAGAAGAUACAACUCAUUUAUUCAAUUGUCCCGGAUGUAAUCAUGACUUUUAUACCCAGGAAGGUCAACUUCAACAUCAAAAAGCUAAGAAUCAUGGUCAUUAUGAUGACAAACAUAGUUCUACUCAAAUCUACACUACUGAUUGGUCACAUGUGAACAAAAAGAUUGAUGAUGAAGAUGCAUAUUCUUCAGACAGUUGGUCUACUAUACCGGAUACGGAUAAUAGUAAUUAA
Molecule: messenger RNA, 1071 nt
Organism: Rotaria sp. Silwood2
Lineage: Eukaryota; Metazoa; Rotifera; Eurotatoria; Philodinida; Philodinidae
Source: the annotation of a GenBank genome assembly